Molecule: messenger RNA, 821 nt
Organism: Helianthus annuus (common sunflower)
Lineage: Eukaryota; Viridiplantae; Streptophyta; Magnoliopsida; Asterales; Asteraceae
Product: dnaJ homolog subfamily C member 17
Exons: 2
Coding region: 90-566 (158 amino acids)
Source: RefSeq, a predicted model, not a curated record
UUUAACUUUAACUUGAUAAUUUCUUCUUAUGUUCUCACAACUCUCUCCGUCUCUUAAACCCUACCACAAGAAACGUACAGAGAGAAGAUAUGGAAGUUUUUGUUGAUCAUUACAUUGUUCUUGGAUUGCCAUCUGGAGAAGAAGGAAUCAAGACUUCGGAGAAAGAGAUAACGAAAGCAUACCGAUCAAAGGCUUUGAAAUUGCAUCCAGACAAGAGCCAUGAUAACCCUGAUGCUGUCAAUGAUUUUCAAAGGCUGCAAUCAUCUUAUGAAAUCCUUAAGGAUGAAAACAGUAGGAGAGAUUUUGACGCUGAUCUCUUGAUUCGUAUACGACAACAAAAGGUUAAAGAAAACCGUAGGAGGAAGAUGUCUGAGCGUGAAGAAAGAAGUUAUCGGACGACAAUGGCUAGAGUUGAAGAAAUAAAGAUCAUGAAUAUGAUGCAUGAACGUGAAGAAAUAGAUCGUGUCAGAAUGAUGUCUGCUAUGGAAGAAAGUAAGCGUAUGAGAAGGAGGUAUAUUCCUGAUGACAAAACGCGUGCUCGGUUGAUGAAUAAUUUGAUGAGGUAAGAGAAUAUGUGAUUUAUGAGUUCCAAAAUAACACUAUAUGAUGUUUUUGACAGUUUUAUGUAUGUUCCUUGGAUCUUGUGGCAGGAACUGGACGAGUCAGUUUUUUUGUGCAUAGUUAUCUAUAGCGUCUUAACUUUCGGUUUGGUUCAACCCAGUGGCGGACUUACAAUGUUAGUAGAGGUAGCACGGGCUACCCUUCAACCCCGCCUCCGUAGUGUAAAAAUACCGCUUAACUUCGUUUCCGUAGUGUGAAAA